UAUGCAGAUCCAAAGCAAGUGUUAGAUUCUUUAUCAAUUAUAGACACUACUAUAGAAUAUAAUACAGUUACAGAGAUAGACCAAGUGAUUUCUAUUUGUGAGCCAGACGUAUAUCAAUCUAGUAUUCAUACGA
This is a messenger RNA of Dentiscutata heterogama, 133 nucleotides long. Lineage: Eukaryota; Fungi; Glomeromycota; Glomeromycetes; Diversisporales; Gigasporaceae. The record is from the annotation of a GenBank genome assembly.